Molecule: messenger RNA, 432 nt
Organism: Bursaphelenchus xylophilus (pine wood nematode)
Lineage: Eukaryota; Metazoa; Nematoda; Chromadorea; Rhabditida; Aphelenchoididae
Source: the annotation of a GenBank genome assembly
AUGAAGUCCGUUACUCUAAUAUUGUUGGCCGCCUUGGCCUUUGCCGCGGCCCAAGAUUUGUUGCCUCCCGGCUUUGCUGAGCUAUUGCCUGCUGAAUCCAAACGGAAACUGUUGGAACUUCAUUGGGACCGACAUCUGACCAUGGAACAGCGUGGUGUAGCUAUUCAGCAAGUCUUUGAUAAGUUGCCUCAGGACGUUCUGGCCAAACUGCCGCUUCCUCCAGGACUUGAGAGACUCCCGGAAGAAUACAAGAAGAAGUUCCGAGAACUUCGCAUGGACCGCUCCAUAACUGCCUCUGAGCGUGUGAGGAGAGUCAAGGAGAUGGUCAGCCAACUCCCUGAAGAGCUGCAGAAAGUUGUCAGAGCUCCAGCUGGAGCUGCAAAGGUUGAACCUGAAACCUUCCCCGACGAGCAAUAUGCCACUUUGUUUUAA